AUGUCAUAAUAAUAAAAACAACCAAUUCAUGAAAGACGUCGUAGAAGUGGAGCUUUACAUGCUUAAACAUGUGAAGAAUAUCUUAAAGUAUAUACAUUUAUUGUAUUAAUCAAAAGAAAUAUGAGUAAAUUGGAUAAAUAAUAAUAAGAGAUGGCUCAAGAAAAAAGAGUUUGACUGAAUCAGCUUUUCUUAAUUUUGAUUUUAUACCUGCAGAUGAAGGUAUAGAAGAUAUUUCUUAACUUAAAAUUCUUAUCUAUUCUCCUAAAUUUAAAUUGAAUGAAUAAGAAUUCUUACAAAUUUUAAAACGUGUGAGAAAUAGAUCAAUUACAACAGAUAAUAUACAAAAUGCAAAUUUAACAUUUGAUUUUGAUUUCUUUUAUAGAGAAUAUGAAGUCAAUGAAAAAAAUUUUGGUCUUCAUUUUUGGAUCUAAAAUAAUCCAAAAAACAAGCAUACACUCUUUUUUGCAGGUAUGCACGAUUACUAACUUUAUCAAAUUAGAAAAUUAUUAUCGGUUUUUUAAUGCAGCUAUUCUAUUGUAGAGAGAUAGUAAUCUAGAGUCAUUAAUAAGAGAAAUUAAUCCUAACUGUACAAUUAAAUUUUUUCCAUUUGUAAUUGUUUUUCUUAUAUAAAAUAGAUGGAUGAAUUAUUAAUGGAAUCACUUUAAUCUAUAAUUGCUGAAGUAAACUUUUUAUUUAUUUAACAAGAUCUGUCAUGGCCAUAUUAAAUCUUGAC
Paramecium sonneborni is the source of this 733-nucleotide messenger RNA. The record is from the annotation of a GenBank genome assembly. Lineage: Eukaryota; Ciliophora; Oligohymenophorea; Peniculida; Parameciidae.